AUGCAGGUCACAGACAGUCGUGUGGGGCUGAGGAUUUGGAAUGCUUUGACUGAUAAUUAUGGUAAUGUAAUGCCAGUUGACUGGAAAUCUUCCCACACCAGAGCUUUGCACUUGCCAACACUGAAUCUUUCAGAAAAAGGGGUAAAUGACAACUUGAAUCUUGACUUGUCAGAUGAUGAGGAGCUGAGAGAGCAGUUGGAUAUGCAUUCUAUCAUUGUUUCCUGCAUCAACGAUGAGCCACUCUUCACAGCAGAGCAGGUGAUUGAAGAAAUAGAAGAGAUGAUGCAGGAAUCGCCUGAUCCAGAAGAUGAUGAAACACCCACCCAGUCAGAUCGUCUCUCUAUACUUUCCCAGGAAAUUCAGACACUCAAGAGAUCCAGUACGAACAACAGUUACGAAGAAAGAGUAAAAAGAUUGUCUGUUGCUGAGUUAAAUGAACUGCUAGAAGAAAUUGAGACUGCCAUUAAGGAUUAUUCCGAGGAACUGGUACAGCAGUUGGCAUUACGAGAUGAGUUGGAGUUUGAGAAGGAAGUGAAAAACAGCUUCAUUUCUGUCCUCAUCGAAGUGCAGAAUAAACAGAGAGAGCACAAAGAAACAGCAAAGAAGAAAAAGAAGCUGAAAAAUGGUAGUCCUCAAAAUGGCAAACAGGAAAGAGGUCAUAUGCCUGGCACGCGCUUCAGCAUGGAAGGGAUCUCAAAUGUCAUACAGAAUGGCCUCCGCCACACGUUUGGGAACUCGGGUGGAGAGAAACAGUAUCUAACAACUGUCAUUCCUUAUGAGAAGAAAAAUGGACCUCCAUCUGUUGAAGACCUUCAAACAUUAACCAAAAUCCUUCACGCCAUGAAGGAGGAUAGUGAGAAAGUGCCAAGCUUGUUAACAGACUAUAUUUUAAAAGUGCUGUGUCCUACAUGAAGAGGGCUGCCUUUCUGCAGAAUUAGCCAUGCUCCUUCCUUUGAUGAGAAGCUUUUCUGUGGAUAUAACUCGUAGUAUCUUGUUUUCAUUUGGCGCUAUGCCUAAGCCAGUAAGCAUUUACCUCCUCUGUGUGUGUGUGUGGAUAUUCUGAUCCUACAGUAAGUCUUCUGAGCAUGACAACUCGUCCACUUAAACUAGAUAGUGCAAUGAACUCAAGCAGAGAACAAACACUGUACAGUUUUACUCACAUUGUUCUGGCUUUUUAAAGUCUAUUUUUACAUUGUAUAGCAUGUACUAAAUCCUCCUGCACAUUUUGAUGUUGGAAGGAAAAGUAAAAUUUGAAUAGUGUAAAUAAAAUAAGCCUAGUUUUAAGGAAUCUACAUUUACAUCCAUCCUUAGUUCCUAUAGCAAAAAUGCAAUCAUAGG
This is a messenger RNA of Tinamus guttatus (white-throated tinamou), 1338 nucleotides long. NCBI's taxonomy places the organism in Eukaryota, Metazoa, Chordata, Aves, Tinamiformes, Tinamidae. The record is from RefSeq and is a predicted model, not a curated record.